CCCUAGCCCCUUUCCUGAUUCAAACAAACAAAAACAUCUUUUGCUCCGACACCCCCCGAAGUUUCCACAUCCGAACCCUAACCCAACACUCCCAGUCUACUUUCCUAGUCUAGUUUUUUACUUCCUUUUUCUUUUUCUUUUUAACCAACAGUCGUUUCCGUUUCAGUAGUUUCAGCUCCAUUUUCAAUUUCAAUUUCUCAGAAAAUCUUUUCACAAAUUCAUUGAAUUUUUAAGUGGGUUUCACGAGAUAGUUUCUCUGGGUUUUCACAAUGGAAGUCGCACAAUCUUUCACCUCUGAUUUGGGUUUUUUGCAGAGAAAGACGACGCCUUUUCUUGCUGAAGCUUUGAUUUCUGAAACCUUUGUGUCUGUUCAUAGAUCCCUUGCGUUCCUUCUCAUGAUGACAGGACCUCUUCUCAAUGAUGUAGUUACAUCAAGGUUUCUUUUCUCUGAGCUUCACAAGAGGGACAAGACUGAACCUGAAGCUAAAGAAGGGAGUGAUGAUGAUGAUGAUGAUGAUGAAAAAGAUGAUGAUGCAGAGGAGGCAGAUGAUGAUGCUGGAGAUGAAGAUUUCUCAGGAGAAGAAGGGGGAGAGGAUGAUGAUGAUGAUGAUGAAGAAGACCCCAGUGAAGAUCCUAAGGCAAAUGGUAAUCAAGAUGAUGAUGAUGAUGACGAUGAUGAUGAUGAUGAUGAUGAUGAAGAGGGAAAUGAUGAUGAUGAGGAGGAGGAGGAGGAGGAAGAAGAGGAGGAAGAUGAUGAUGAUGAAGAAGAACAACCACCUGCUAAGAAGAGAAAGUAA
Molecule: messenger RNA, 797 nt
Organism: Lactuca saligna
Lineage: Eukaryota; Viridiplantae; Streptophyta; Magnoliopsida; Asterales; Asteraceae
Source: the annotation of a GenBank genome assembly